This is a messenger RNA of Heterobasidion irregulare TC 32-1, 249 nucleotides long. RefSeq lists its product as uncharacterized. The coding region runs from base 1 to 249 and encodes 82 amino acids. The record is from RefSeq and is a predicted model, not a curated record. The transcript is spliced from 2 exons. Lineage: Eukaryota; Fungi; Basidiomycota; Agaricomycetes; Russulales; Bondarzewiaceae.
AUGAUGGAGAGUCAGGUCCAUGGAAUGUAUCCGCCACCAGGCAAUGCAAUGUCGGUCUCCAGUAGUCCUGAGCAUUGGAACAAAUUCCCAGACAAUGAGGUACACUAUUGGUCCCAUCAUUAUGAUGUGGGCGCUUUCAGCUCGUACUCACUGCUCGCGUUGAGCACUGGGACUAGCCUCAAACUGCUACGGCGACCAACAGGCGCCCGCACGGCCUUUCCAUUGGGUCUCAUGUUCUCACUGACGUGA